UUUUUUAGACGUUAUAAAGACCUUCGUUCACUUCUCUCGCCUCGUUAUACAUCAAUUAAUGGAAAUUCUCGUUUACUUUUAAUGCUUCAAUUAUCUAGAAGAUGGGUUUCUUCUAUCGAAAAUAUUUCAAAGGUUUUGCAUCAAACAAAAAAUUCUUUAAUUAGAGCACUUUGUGCAAUUCAUUCUGAUAUUUUUGAAGAAAAAAAUGUUACAUUUUUGUGGAGUUAUGUUAGAGUUAUGGAAGCUUUUGAAAUGUCUAUUGUUGAUUUGGAAACUGUGUCAGCAGACAAAACUCCAAAUUCAAAUUUAAUUUUAUUUAUUCUUCUUGGACUAAACAAACGUUUAAAUGUUUUGAAAGAUUCUACAAAGCAUUUAAAAAAUUGUGAUUUUGAAACGUUAAAAUCUUUGGCUAAUUUUGCUUUAAAUAAAUUGGAAAAAGAUUUUAAAACUUAUAUUGAUAAAAGAAUGGCUCUAUGUGCUCUUUAUUGUGAUCCAAUGGGGUUAAAUCAUAUUGGAGAUUUGUCUGAUUUUUGUACAAUGGAGGAGGUCAAGAGUGUUGUUUUGGUUGAAUUGGAACAUUUAUUAGAAAAUUCAAAUUUACCAACCUCCCAAACAUCAAUAUCAUUAGAUGGUGUGACAGAAAAUAAUAAUAAAAAUGGACAACAACAAAAUAAUUCUUCCUCUUCUCCUUGGUUAAGUUACACAGAAGAAGCACAACAUUAUGAACAAUUAACGAUUGAAGAAAUUUUCGAAACACUUGAAAUUAAUGGUGUUGCGGGGAUUAAAAGAGAUCCGAAAAAAUAUAAUCCGUUGGAAUUUUGGAAUGUUUAUGAAGAGAUAUAUCCAUCAAUUGCUCGUUUAGCAAAAAAAUCAUUUGCCACAAAUGCAACAUUAACUGGGGCUGAACAAAUUUCACGUCAAUUAGCUCCAUUAGCUUCUUCCUUAUCAUUUCAAUUUAAAAGUGGAGAAUUAAUAUCUAGAAUGAUUAGAAUUCAUUCAAUUUAUAAAAAUAAAGAAAGUUUAAAACCAAUAAAAAAUAAAAUGUUAAUUUUUGAAAAUUUGAGAAAAAGGCCGCCACCACAGCCACAACAGAAACAGCCCCAGCAACAACAACAAAAGCAACAAAACUCUGUUGAACAACAAAAGAAAAAAGAUAAAAAUAUAGAAAUUACAAGAAAAAGAGUAGCAAAUUUUGAAAGAGAAGAAGAGGAGGAAGACGAGGAAGUUGAAGAAGAAGAGAUUGAACAAGAAAAAGCGUGCCCGCACAAAAUACCGAAUUCUCAAAAUCGCGAAUAG
Meloidogyne enterolobii is the source of this 1296-nucleotide messenger RNA. NCBI's taxonomy places the organism in Eukaryota, Metazoa, Nematoda, Chromadorea, Rhabditida, Meloidogynidae. The record is from the annotation of a GenBank genome assembly.